AAAAUUGGGAAUAUAGGGAAAAUCAAGUAUAUCCCGCAAACCCAACAUUCUACAGGACAGCGACAAUAUUGUCGUCACGGGCAAGAAAGAAGCAAAGCAACGGGGUAGCCACAGCCCACGCAGAGACUGCCCGGAACGAGCCAGCAGCCGCGAGCCGCGCCUGGACUUUUCACCCGUGCCAAAAGUACUCCACGCUAAUCGUCAAUCCAUUCUGGGCGGUGGAUAAGCCUGGAGAAAGAGAUACCAUAACCCUGGCAACUCUUUACCCCGCUGAACCGUCCACCUCAAGGACCACAUUCCUCACUGGGAUCUGCUCUACACAGUACAUCCAACUUACCCUUGCAGUCUUCGGUCAUUGAUUAUCGCGAAUACCGCGCUCAUGCCAGAGACUGGCCGUCGUCAACCUCGUGUAGCUAGUGUUGAGGAUUGGGAUGAUGAUGCCCAAACAGCUCUCCCUGGUUCUCGAACAACAGCCAAUGUGGCCAUUAAGCGACCUCAGCAAGAAUUGACUAUCAGGUCGCGUGAACAGAGAAUUUCAGGCGAUGCCAUUGACUCAGGCUAUGCUAGUCGAGCAGACACUUUAGUCAGUGAAUCAACAGGUCGAAGCCGGAGGAAGAUGCUCGAUUUGAAACUCGAUACGGCCAUACCAGAGAGGGAGCGACAGCCUUAUGGUAACCCCCAAAGCGCUCCCGCAAAGCCUUCAACACGUCGACAGUCAUCUUCUCGAGAUGACAAGGACCUCAAUGCUGAACCACGACCGGCCAAGGCCAGAGCCAUCGUCCAUAAGUGGGGUACCUGUCAAGUUUGCGAUCAUUACGGCGAGCACAUCGACAUCCAACAAGAAAGGUCCCGGACAUCAAAAUUCGCUCCUUCACCAUCAUCUCCUGAUUCGGUCAGACAAAGCGCACCGAGAGGCGUCAGAGACGAUGCCGCGCUAUCGAGUCGUCCACGACGACCGUCUUUAGAGAGGCAGCCUAGACCCAUAAGCAUGGCUUCAGCACACCAGCCACCCGCGCACUACUUCACUCCGGCUAUUUAUGGCACGCCGGUCGUCGCCUCACCUGGAUGGGCAACUCCAGUCACACCAACAGUGUCAUUCAAUCCCCCAACUUACUCAUACACUCCGACAUCACCGUUACCAGGCAGCUCCUUUAGCUAUCAACAGUUCCCGCAAUACGUCGAUGCGCCUCAUCCGAUGGAUCGUCCUCCCAGUCGAGGAAGUCGUCGACCUAGUCCAGUGAGACGAUCGAGCACCUAUGGCGACCCAGUCAUCAGACAGAGCUAUCCUGAUGGCACCACCGCAAGGCUAGAAAGAGAUUCACCGAGAGAAAGCCGGCCUAUACUCGCCUCACGGCAAUCAGUUCGCACCGUUGAGAGUGACCGAAUUGCUAUGCCACCGCCACCUCCACCUCCAUUGAAGCAGCAACAACCCGAGAUUGUUCUUGUUCGUAGGCCGAGCAAUAGAAGGGCAAAAACAUACCACCCCUCAGAGCCGCCUGUACGUGAGCGUCGUUAUGAAUCAGAUCACUACGAUGACGAACACGUUGACGUGCCCAAGUCUCGCGGUCCUCCUGCUGGCACCAAGGAUAGACGAGAGCCUCCAUCGCUUCCUCCGUCUUCAUACCGAGGACCAGGCUACAUUGAUAGCCGCGAUCGACCCGGCUUAGCGCGAAACUAUACUACACCGAACGCAACAACGAAAGUGGCUUCGAGCAAAGUCCAUGAAGCACCUCGUCGGAGUACACUGGCUACAGUGCCGUUGGAGCAGAAAGCGGACGACGUUGAAGAGUACAUUCGCCGCAGGAGCAAGACCUCGAGUGAACUGACUGCUGAAGCCCUCCGCAAUCUCAACAAGGGAAACACGAGCUCCAAGUCCGAGACUGGCAGCAGUUACAGUCACAAAAGUCUCCAGUCUUCCUCCAAGGAUUCGUCUGGACGUGGUAGAAGUCAUACAAGCGGCACGAGGACAAGCAUUACUCUCCCAGGCGGACUUAAUAUGAGCAUUCCAAAGGACUAUAUGGAGAAAGGCCGUCCUCUCAGCAUCAAUGUCAAUGGCCUCGUCCUGUCUGUCAGCGCCGAAGGACAACAGCAUGUCAAAGAGCAGAAGGCGAUUGACCGUGCUCCAAGUAUCAACAGUCGCGAAUCGAGAAAGAGCUUAUCAAGCGGCAUCUCCAGCAGAGGUAAAGAGCGCGAUCCUACUCACGCAUCGCGACGGCCUUCUGGCGCUUCUUAUGCGGAAGACAGGAUACCAAGUGUCAGAUCGAGCAGACAACCCAGUCGAGCCCCGAGUGUCAGUCGACAAAGCUAUGAAUAUACCACCCGCCGCCAGAGUGUGGACUACAAAGGAUACGAGGACAUCGCAGGGGCCUGAAGUGCACGAGCCGGACUCCACUUUGCGCAGCCGGCGCGCACCUUCGUUCUCAUUCUCUUCUUCUCACUAUCUUCUGAGCUGUCGUCCUGAAUACCGGGAUUACCGAUACUGGGGCAGGUGAUCUCGGCGAUUCUUUUUCGCGUCCAAGAGCCAUACGGGUUUCGGACUGUUCUGCGUUCCUUCCCUUUUGCUAUGCCUUUGGAGCAGUUGUCUUUUGCUAGAGACCGACUUUCAAACGUCGAAUUAAAAGUCUCAAACACUCUAAAAGUACAAUUGAGCUUCGAUGGGUGGCACUAUUUUCAAUCUGAUUGGGAAGUUGCAGGCGGGAUGUAUUGGUGUUUGCAUUUUGUUCGGAGAGUCUGAGUAUGACAUUGCCGAAGCUGGAGGAAAUUCUGUUCAUGUCUGUGUUACUUGCACGUUUUGUGGAGGAUUAGUCGCGGUUGACGUCGCACGG
Messenger RNA from Exophiala viscosa, 2825 nucleotides. RefSeq lists its product as uncharacterized. Lineage: Eukaryota; Fungi; Ascomycota; Eurotiomycetes; Chaetothyriales; Herpotrichiellaceae. The transcript has a single exon. Bases 380 to 2371 code for a protein of 663 amino acids. The record is from RefSeq and is a predicted model, not a curated record.